AUGUCUCACGAGAGUGUCUGGAACUCGCGCCCGCGCACCUACGGCAAGGGCUCUCGCGCCUGCCGCGUCUGCAAGCACAAGGCCGGUCUUGUCCGCAAGUACGACCUCAACCUGUGCCGUCAGUGCUUCCGCGAGAAGGCCAAGGACAUUGGCUUCACCAAGUUCCGUUAA
Emericellopsis atlantica is the source of this 171-nucleotide messenger RNA. RefSeq names its product ribosomal protein S14p/S29e. Gene Ontology annotation, molecular function: structural constituent of ribosome; zinc ion binding. Gene Ontology annotation, biological process: translation. The record is from RefSeq and is a predicted model, not a curated record. The transcript is spliced from 3 exons. Gene Ontology annotation, cellular component: ribosome; cytosolic small ribosomal subunit. Lineage: Eukaryota; Fungi; Ascomycota; Sordariomycetes; Hypocreales; Bionectriaceae. The coding region runs from base 1 to 171 and encodes 56 amino acids.